This is a messenger RNA of Varanus komodoensis (Komodo dragon), 2413 nucleotides long. It is a transcript of the gene PLPP2, whose product is annotated as phospholipid phosphatase 2. Gene Ontology annotation, molecular function: phosphatidate phosphatase activity. Gene Ontology annotation, biological process: phospholipid metabolic process; signal transduction; phospholipid dephosphorylation. Lineage: Eukaryota; Metazoa; Chordata; Lepidosauria; Squamata; Varanidae. The coding region runs from base 81 to 935 and encodes 284 amino acids. The transcript is spliced from 6 exons. The record is from RefSeq and is a predicted model, not a curated record.
CCGUCGAGCUUUAAGCCGCAGCUCGUCCGCCGCGCCCGGCUCGCUCGCGCAAUGUGAGGCGCCGCAGCGCCCGGUCCGCGAUGGAGCGCGCCCGGAUCUUCGUCGCGCUGGAUAUUCUGUGCCUGGUGGUCGCUGCUUUGCCCUUCAUCAUCCUCACCUUGGUGAAUUCUCCGUACAAGAGAGGCUUCUACUGUGAUGACACCUCCAUCCGCUACCCGUACAAGUCGGACACCAUCACUCACGGCGUGAUGGCUGGGGUGACCAUUCCCUGCACGAUCGUCAUCAUUUCGGCUGGAGAGGCUUACCUGGUCUAUACAGACCGCUUGUACUCUCGCUCGGAAUUCAACAAUUACCUGGCUGCCGUGUACAAGGUCGUUGGGACAUUCCUUUUUGGCAGCGCUGCCAGCCAAUCACUGACAGACCUCGCCAAGUACAUGGUUGGACGCCUGCGGCCCAACUUCCUGGCAGUCUGCGACCCGGAUUGGUCCAAGGUGAACUGCUCAGCUUACAAUCAUCUGGAAGACGUGUGCCGAGGCAACAUCAAGGACAUCACAGAGUCCAGGUUAUCUUUUUAUUCUGGGCACUCCUCGUUUGGAAUGUACUGUAUGAUGUUUUUAGCGCUCUACAUCCAGGCUCGGUUGGUGGGCCGAUGGGCCCGGCUGGUGCGUCCAACAAUCCAGUUUUUCCUCCUCUCCUUUGCUGUCUACGUGGGCUACAGCAGAGUCUCGGACUACAAACACCACUGGAGUGACGUGCUGGUUGGCUUCCUCCAGGGGGCACUCGUUGCUAUUCUCAUUGUCUGCUACGUCUCCGACUUCUUCAAACAACGUCCACCGUCGUCCUGUGCCAAGAUGGACGUUGGGCGCAAGGCAAGCGUUCCUCUCCCACUGAGCGAGCCGGAACACAAUCACUACAGCUAUCGAUCAGCCACUUGAACUCCUUUUGCAGCGGGGACGCGCCCUUCUGCCGGUCACCCGGAAGUGCCCCACCGGCUCUCUCCCCCUCAACCAGAGGUUGUAAAUUGUAAAUUGUUUUUGGACUCAAAGAGGAAUAUCUGUGGGGUAGUUGUCACACCUUUUUCUUUUACUACUUUUCUGAGGCGCCUUCUGCCCUGUCUCACUGCACGGUGCAGUUUUGCACUCUGGAAUUCAUGCGCACUGACCCCCCUGAUGUGAGGGGGAAGAGCUAAACUUUUCACAAGCCUCAUGCAUGCUCCAUGUCUCUUGAACAUUUGCUUUCCUCGUGCAAGCCCUGGAGACCCCAGAUGGCUCUGAUUUGUGUUUCAGACUCUCCCUUUUCUAGUUUUUGUGCUUUUAAUAGAAGCGUCACUUGCAGAUGUUGGAACGGUUUGAGUAUCCCAUGGGUCACUCAUUCCUGCGGCCUUAAGCUGCCAUUUUAAGUCACAAGACAAGUUGUCACCCCACUAAGUGCCUAACAAAUUAUUUGGUGAUACAAUGCACACAGGGCCCAGGCAUGGCACUUGCCCAAUUCCCUAGGGGGAGUAGCAAGCCCUGCCCCACAGCCCAUUCCACACCCCACGGAGGAAUGCACUGUGUUCUCUUCACUAGGAAGUUCCACACAUCUGCGGUGCUUCUUUGCCCCGAAUUAAAAUGCAGGCCGUUCCCAUGAACUGGGGUUCCACAGCAAUGGUGCUCCGUAGAAACAGUAUUGUAAAUAUUGGAAAGUUUAGAUAGGGACUGAAGCUAGGUUGGUUGAGCUGGCCGUUCCUCUCCACCACUUCUUUUCCAUAGCAGCCUCCCAAAAAUGCUGUGCCAGAGGGACAGGAAAAGCUUCCAGAUGGGUUUUGUGGGGAGGGGGCUGAUCCCUAACAUUUGGGCAGAGGGGCUUCUGCGAAAAGGCAGCAAGCAGACUCCCCCUCCCCUUUGCGGAAGGCAGAUCCUGCAUUCAACUCCAGGUAUGUAAACUUUACAGGAUAAUUUGGCUGCAAGCAAAAGGAGAAUUAGGUUGGCAAGUUUGACCCACUUUCAGCUGAGGGCUAAAUUCAACAGCAGAGUGGUUUUCCAGGGCUCUGUCCGGGAAUGGGCAGAGCAAGGGGGUGGGGGCAAAAACAGGGAAACUUGCAACCCAUUUUCGCUUAAAGCCGCUGACUGCAGUUAUUUAGAAUGGGUGUCAGGAAUGGAACAAAAGCUGGGAAAAUACAGAACACUAAGGUGGGUGCAGGGAAAGCUGGAGAGCCAAGAGAAAGGCGGCUAUGUAUAUCUGGAGGAUGCGAGAGUGAUUCCCCCUGCCGGGUCUGAAGUUCCAUACCCUGAUUUAAGGGUUCGCUCUGCUGACGGUGGUUGUCUUACCAAACAGCAAUUUCCUAUGGCUCAGCAUCAGGACUAAACUUUUGCAAUGGUGGAUUCUUUUUCAUGGAAAAUUCAGAGAAUUCAAUAAAGUGGAAGAAAAUGGA